GACCAGUCUUAACACACUACACAGUCUCUUCUGGCACUUAUACAUACUAGUACAUAGGUUCAAUACCAUCCCGCCUCUACUCUCACUAGAACCUGGAGCAGAUAAACAUCUUAAACACGUUCAACGUGUCUCUGGUGAUACAAGUGAUUGUCUGAGAAGAGUCUAGGAUGGGUUGUAUUAAGAGUAAGCAGGGUUUAAGCCAGGAGGAUUUGGAAUUCUUGAAAACGCAUACGAGAUACGAUGAGAAUACCAUUAAAGAAUGGUAUAAAGGGUUUAAACAGGAUUGUCCGAAUGGUCGUUUGACCCCGCCCAAGUUUGUGGACAUGUACAAACUCUUCUUCCCGUCGGGGAAUGCGGAACAAUUUUGUGAUCAUGUUUUCCGUACUUUCGACACCGACAAAAAUGGUUUCAUCGACUUUAGAGAGUUUUUGCUCGCCAUCGACGUUACUUCUGCGGGCACUCCAGAGGAAAAACUAAAAUGGGCGUUCAGGAUGUACGACGUGGAUGGAAACGGAGUGAUCGACCAGGAUGAGAUGACAAAGAUCGUCCAAGCGAUCUAUGAUAUGCUGGGAGCAGGAGCAGUGAAACCUACAGAUACUGCGGAGGAGAGAGCAAAGAAUAUUUUCAACAGGAUGGACGAGAAUAAUGACGGGCACCUGACUGAAGAGGAGUUCCUAAAGGGAUGUCUCCAGGAUGACGAAUUGUCCAAGAUGCUGGCUCCCAAUGUCACUACGUAGAGUUCUAAACAAUCAGCUGCUGCGUAGAAUAUUAUUCACCUUUUUGAGAUCUAUUCCAAGAACCAGUUCCAGUUUCCCCCGACCAGUCAAAGUUCUAGACGCCAUCUUGAAAUCAGAUCUUUGAUCAGAAAAAUGGCGCAUUUCUGUAAAUAUCAUGGCAGUCAUUUUAGAAAUUUUCAUCAAUGUUAUAAAUAAUAUUGCAAUGUUUCGUGGUAGCAGAAAUUUCGCAAAAUGUGAAAAUGUUCAGUAUAAUUGAAUAUAAUGAACUGAACUGUGCUGUCUGUGCUACCAGUGAAGUGUAAAACCAUGAAGUCAACACAGUAAAUCUCAGCGGUGAAAAAAAUGACGCGCAGUGAUUUCCUGCCAUUCUAUAUCCGGUCUUUGUCAAAGAAAAAUCUCUUUAUUUCUAGAUUUUUUUGGAGGCUUUUGCUAUAGGCUCAAAGUUCACAAUUUGUUAGAUUUUAUGCAAAAAGUUCCAUAAAUAUAUUAUAAUAUUUAAUUAUUUAAUCUGCCUUCCCACAAAAAAACUCAAAUAAAUAUAGGUUUUUCUAUUUAUUCCUCUUCAACUUGACGUCUAUGUAUUACAAAAUUUGCAUUAAAAUCAUCAUAGAAUUUGUGACAUGUUUAUAAGCUUAAUGUACAAUCCAUUUUUUAAUGAGGCCCGUUAAAGUUAUACAAUGUAUACAUAUAGUUUCUUUGUUCGAGAUAGAUUUCAACUGUUCAUAUUGUUCACAAAUAUCUUCAAUUUUUCUUUUAAACCUUCCCUUUUUUCAAUUAUGCAUGCACAUUAUGUCGCAGAACCCAUCUAUGAUCGUGUUUAAAGAUGUGUACACUAAAUAUUCUAGAUAUUGUAAAAUUGCGGAUUUUCCUAUAGCUGUCGUCUUCUUCUUUAUUGACGUAACCUUAAUAAAAAAUUGCGGGUUUCCGAUCAAUUUUGCUCUCCCUUUGAGCACUAGAUUCACUAGAUGCUUGAAUACAUUUUUCCAUCACGUUUUGAGGAUUUAUAAGUUUAAUGAGCAUGAGUGAAUGAGAGUUUGGCUUUUUUUCAUAUUUUGCCAUUUUUGGACUUUGUAACUUAUUUUAAAUUAAAUUACCUUUGUUUGUUGGAAUGCAUUUAUUCGCUGAAUGAGAAAAAAGUUGCAUUUUAUUCUUUCUCGUCUUUGCGCAGUUAUUUGUGCAUUUUUUAUCCAGUUAAUUUAGGUUUAAGUAUAAACAACUAUUGUACAUUAUUUUGUACAAAUGUGUGUGCUUAUUUAUCUAUCAUUCGGGCAUUCAAAUACUCCCCAGCCGUUCUGUACAACAAUAAAAAAACAUAAUUUCUGUACAACAUGAUAUUUAUUGUACAGCAGCGUACAUGACCUGAAAACAGAAGAAAAAGCAGAAAUUAAUUUGCGCAUUUAAAAAGCACACGGUUAACGCACAAAGUAUUCUUUUUGUACAACUUCUGUCAUGUACGUACACGAUUGAUAAAUGUUUGUACAAGAACGUGUGGCGUCUAACUGAAUACGAAUGAACAUUGUAGUCCUUAAAUACUAGGUGCCAAUUCAGCUAAAUAUAUAAUGAUAACAAAAUAA
Messenger RNA from Eurytemora carolleeae, 2311 nucleotides. RefSeq names its product neuronal calcium sensor 2. Gene Ontology annotation, molecular function: calcium ion binding. NCBI's taxonomy places the organism in Eukaryota, Metazoa, Arthropoda, Copepoda, Calanoida, Temoridae. The coding region runs from base 168 to 737 and encodes 189 amino acids. The transcript is spliced from 3 exons. The record is from RefSeq and is a predicted model, not a curated record.